CUCUCUUCCGAUCUCAAUCGAUUCAACCCUCUCACAGUUCCGGCCAACCGAACCCCUUCAAUUUUCCGGCGAUGGACGUGAGGCUAACGGAGGGGGCGAUACUGAAGAUCACGACGGAAGACCAUGACGAGCAGUAUAGGCCCAUCCUGCAAGUGCUCGACGUGAAGCAGAUCCUCGCACAGAGCGGCGGCGGCGGCGCGGACAAAGAGCGCUACAGGCUGGCCUUGUCCGAUGGGUCCCACACCCAGCAGGGGAUGAUUUCCACUCAGCAGAACUUCCUGAUUCAGCAGGGCCACCUCCAGAAGGGCUUCGUCGUCUGCCUCAACCAAUACACCUGCACGCCCGUCCGAGGCCGCCAGAUCAUCAUUAUAAUCUCAUUGGAUGUGCUAGUUAAUACAUGUGAAAUCAUUGGACAGCCUGCCACAUUUUCGAAUGCACAGUCCCCAGCUACAAUACCUGGAAAUGCCCAAUCUCUUAACAGCAGUGCUCGUGUGGCGGGUCAUGAAACUGUGACUGAGGCAACUCCCCAACAACCUAGAUUGAAUCAAUCGUAUGGUGGUUCUUAUUCUGGUGGUGCUGACCCAGGAAGAUAUGCUACAAUGAGUACAGUUCCCAAUCACCCUAGACCAGAGACUGGUUCUGGUUUUGCUGGGUUAGCACCAGUAAGUGGGUCAUAUGCUGGUCAGAACACAGGUUUACGCAGCCCCAUAUCCCAGGUUCCACCUCCACUUCAAAAUUCUUAUGCCCGCCCACCUCAGCCGACUUAUCAACAGUCACACUCAAAUUCUUAUGCCCGCCCACCUCAGCCGACUUAUCAACAGUCACAAUUAAUUCAAUCAAAACUUGGAAACUAA
Rosa rugosa (rugosa rose) is the source of this 854-nucleotide messenger RNA. RefSeq names its product replication protein A 70 kDa DNA-binding subunit C-like. Bases 72 to 854 code for a protein of 260 amino acids. Gene Ontology annotation, molecular function: single-stranded DNA binding. Gene Ontology annotation, cellular component: nucleus. Gene Ontology annotation, biological process: DNA replication. The transcript is spliced from 2 exons. NCBI's taxonomy places the organism in Eukaryota, Viridiplantae, Streptophyta, Magnoliopsida, Rosales, Rosaceae. The record is from RefSeq and is a predicted model, not a curated record.